Messenger RNA from Carica papaya (papaya), 907 nucleotides. The record is from RefSeq and is a predicted model, not a curated record. Lineage: Eukaryota; Viridiplantae; Streptophyta; Magnoliopsida; Brassicales; Caricaceae.
AUGGGCAAAUGUCUACUUGAAUUGUGUGAACAGUUUGAGAGCUUGCGAACUGAAUUCAGCAGUGAAGUUGAACUUUUAGCCAAAAUUGAUCAUCGGUGUUUGGUGAGGCUACUUGGUUAUGUUGACACAGGACAUGAACGCCUUAUCAUAACAGAGUAUGUUCCAAAUGGCACUCUUAGGGAGCAUUUGGAUGGUCGACGUGGUAAAAUCUUGGAUUUUAACCAGAGGCUUGAAAUUGCGAUUGAUGUGGCUCAUGGCCUAACAUAUCUUCAUCUAUAUGCAGAGAAGCAGAUCAUCCAUAGAGAUGUCAAGUCAUCCAACAUUCUUCUAACAAAAAGCAUGAGAGCAAAAGUAGGAUUUGGGUUUGCAAGGUUUGGCUCGAUGGAUUCCAAUGAGACACAUAUUUCGACCCAAGUGAAAGGAACAGUUGGUUACCUUGAUCCCGAGUAUAUGAGAACGUAUCAACUCACUUCCAAAAGCGAUGUAUAUUCAUUUGGGAUCUUACUUAUAGAAAUGCUAACAGGCCGUCGUCCUAUUGAAUCAAAGAGACCCUUUGAGGAGCGAGUGACACUUAGAUGGGCUUUCAAUAAGUACGAUGAAGGAUUUAUACGAGACUUGGUGGACCCUUUAAUGGAGGAGGUGGUGGAUGUGAAAAUCGUAAAGAAAAUAUUUAGCUUGGCAUUUCAUUGUGCAGCACCGAUAAGGAGGGACCGGCCGGACAUGAAAGUAGUCGGAGAGCAGUUAUGGGCGAUAAGGGCGGAUUAUAUCAAGAGUGUAAGAAGAGAAUAACAAGCCUACAAAACUAAAUGUGCUCUCUGCUUGAUUCAUCAAAUGUUUUUUAUUCCCUUCUUUUUUGUCUUACUCAUUUCUCUCUUUUUCUUCUUAGUUUAAUGUGUAAAAACCAAAA